AAGGUGCCUUUUACAACACUGCUUUACGCCCAUAUAAACGGAGCGGUUAGGAAUUCAUUCCCCCCCCCCGCUGAAUUAGAACCUGGAUCGGAGAUAUUUUUGGAGACUUUUAGUGUUUUCCGCUCUAUCGUCCGGUCGGGACAUGCCGAGAGGCGGAGGCACAUUUUGGUCUUCCCUCCUCCUCCUCCUCCUGCUCCUCCUCAAGUUGGGAGCUUGACGCUGGCAUGUCAUGAAGUGAAGUACCAGGAAGUGGACCACCUGAGUCGCCAUGACGUCACGCAUCCACAUGACCCGUCUCAGGAAUCUUUAAGGAACAAACUUGUGGAUACAAUUGAAGUUGCAAAGACGAGCUUGGAUUUCUCUCCUUUUCUUCUGAGCUGCCGCCUAACGAGCCCCUUCCAGUUUGUAUUUUAAUUUUUUAUCCCACACCCACCCCUGCCCCCCCACUGGAGCACCGAACACCACCGCCGCCAUGCAGACCUCGUCGCUGCGCCGGCAGAUGAAAAAUGUGGUCAACAACUACACUGAGGCGGAGAUCAAGGUGCGCGAGGCCACCUCCAACGACCCGUGGGGCGCCUCCAGCUCGCUGAUGGCCGAGAUCGCCGACCUGACCUACAGCGCGGUGGCGUUCACCGAGGUCAUGGGCAUGAUCUGGAGGCGGCUCAAUGACCACGGCAAAAACUGGCGCCACGUUUACAAGGCGCUCGCCCUGCUGGACUACCUGAUCAAGACGGGCUCGGACCGCGUGGCGCAGGAGUGCCGGGACAACAUCUACUCCAUCCAGACCCUGAAGGACUUCCAGUACAUAGACCGCGACGGACAGGACCAGGGUAUCCACAUCCGCGAGAAGGCCAAGAAACUGGUCGCUCUGCUGAAAGAUCCGGAAAAGCUGAAGAAGGACCGGGCCCAGGCGUUGAAGACCAAGUCGCGCAUGGUGGGGGUCUACGGCGAAUACGGGGAGCUGCCUCCUCCGUAUCCGGGUGCCCACCCCACCCACUACGGGAUGUACGCGUCCAGAAGUUCUCCUCCUUCUCUCCACUCCUCCUCUCCCUCGCCGAAGCUGGCGGCAGACAUGGAGCAAGCUCGGCCUACCACCACGGGGGAGGAGGAGCUCCAGUUGCAGCUGGCCCUGGCCAUGAGCCGGGAGGAGAGUGAAAAGUCAGUCAAGCGGACACCCGCCUCGCUGGACAUGGAUGAGGACUCCCAGCUCCGCUUAGCGCUGAACAUGAGCAAGGAGGCACACCAACAGGAGCAAGUCGGUCGCCAGGGAGACGAGUCAAUGCUCAAGAAAGCUUUGGAGGAGAGCAAACGCGAGAUGGCGUCUAAAGGCGGGACCGCCUUCAUGGACCUGGUCGAUGUUUUUGCAGUGGCCAAAGAUCCGCCUCCAAGUGAAAAUGUGUGGCGUAAAAGCCCGUUCCAGGGGUCCGCUCUCGCGGGGGGCACGGACCCUUGGGACCCCUUGGACGGAAGCAGCGGCUCGUCCAGAGUGGAUUCUCCCUGGAUGGCGCCGCCCGCCUCCAACAGCCCUCCGCCGCCCUGGGAGCCCAGCCCGCCCCCGGUCAACCCUUGGGACCCCCCGGCUGGCACUGCCUCCUCCAACCCAUGGGCCACGGGAUCGUCUGCAGUGGAUCCUUUCACAAGACCAAAACGGUCUCCUCGCCGAGCUGUAAGCCCCUCAGAUGGCGAUCUGUUCGACGAGGCCAUGGAUGGAGGGAAUCUCAACGGGCAGAGGGAAGGCAGCCCCGAGAUGUUUGACUUUUACCAGUUGGGACAGAGCCUGGCGGAACCCGACCCUCGCGCGCUGCGCACCCCCGAGUCCUUCCUGGGCCCCGCCGCCGCUUCGCUGGUCAACCUGGACGCUCUGAUCACUGCCAACGCCCAAGCCAACGCCAUGAACCCUUUUCUAUCAGGCGCGGGUCCUUCCACCACCGUCAACCCGUUCCAGCCGGAGCCGGCCAGACCGACUCUGGGUCAACUGGGCUCGGGCUCGGGCACGCUGCAGCCUUCUCUGCCCUACAGCGCCUCCCUGCCUCUGCCCGCCAGCCAGCAGCCGGCCAGCCUUCCGUCGUCCUUCACCCACCCGACCCACGCCGGCGGCCUGGAGCUGCCCCAGCCUCUCUUGCCCCUCUCCACGGGCGGCGCUCCGGCGUCGCAGCCCGCGCUGAACAAUCAGAACCCUUUCCUAUGAGGAACAAUUAAACUACAGUCGCAAAAAGGGAAAAUGAACUGCAGCCCGAAGGAAUUGAGUGACACCACCUCCCACUGUUUGUUUCCCCCCCUACAUUGUGGCAUAACAAGCUAAUGGAUGCAGUAACAGGUUAGAAAUUAUGUAUCAUGUAAAACUUCUUUUCAGGCUAUCGGCAAUCGGCUAACGUGUCAAAAAGAAGAAAAAAACCUGUAAAUUGUCGCCGUUGCACUUUGGCUUUUAUUUCCACUCAAAUGUGUUCCGCCUUUGUCUAGUCAACAAUCCUGUCGCACACUCAGCUGUUUGUGGCACCUGCUGCUGCUGCUGCUGCUGCUGCUGUUAUACACUAUGGACUCAAACAGCAUUGUCACUUAUAAUUGGGCUGAAUUGGAAGAUAAUGUAGUUUGGGAAAGUGCUUCAGGUUUUACGCUAAUCAAUCAACACCAAAUUAGUAGAAUGUAAUCGAAGCACUCCAUCAAUUGCUUCUAUUUGAUAUAGAUACUUGAUAUUUCCUCAAAUAGUGGCCGACCCUCAAAAAUAGAUGCUGUGACCAUAAUAAUCACUUGGAAAAAUAAACCCUUUCUUCAAAUAAAUGCCCCCACCUCCCUCCCCAAACAAAACAGGAUAGUAGCUGGCAUUGUUUCAGUUCCUAGGCGCUUAUGUGGAGACUAGAUUCAGGUUAAUGCUAAGAUGAGCCCAUUUAAAACUCUUGCUAACCAAAACAAUAGAACCCACUGCAUCCUUAGCAUGUUUGUUUUUGUUAAGCAAUGUUAGCAUCAUGUAAAACUCAUUGUAAGGCUACCUGGCUAACGUGAGCCCAUUUUGAACUCUGUUGCCAACACAUUUGCUGACCAAAACAGCAGCGUGGAAACAGUAUUUCAGAUGAAUUAAAGUCUGGAGUCUUACCUCUUGUGUGAACGAGUUCCCUUCGAAAGCUGAUCUAUUGUUAUGCGGAGACUAAUUUCAGGCUAUUGCUACCGUAUGCCCAUUUUGAAAUCUGUUGCUAACCUAAACAGCAGCACCCAUUGCAUCUUUAGUGCGUUUCUGUUCUUUGUUAAGCGGCAUUCGUGUUGAAAAACGAAAUUGUCAGGGGUGAAUAAGGUGCGACCGUUUUGAACGGCGUUGCUAAUGCUGUUGCUAACCAAAACGGCAGCACGUAACGUGAGCAUAUUUGAACGCAGUUGCUGUCCAGAACAGCAGAACGUGAAGUCUUCCAAAUUAAUUCAAGUGAGGGGACUUGACCGAAUGGUGCAAACUCAACUUUUCACGACGUAAAUCUUAACAUACCGGUAACGUUUAAUAUCAGGUAAAAGCAUCUCUCCCCCCCCCCCCCCAUUUGAUGUUGACUUUAGACCCCUGCUGGAUCAUCAUAAACAUGCAUCAUGUUUAUAAGGCCUGUAUUUUUUUAAAAGAAAUCUCAGAGCACACCACCAAACAAGUGGAUGCAGUUUAACUAUGUAUCUUCUGCCAUCUAGUGGAAAAGCAUGGAAUUGUUCUGCCAGUCCCUAUACGUCGCUGGCAUAGAUAGAUGAACAAAGACAUUUGUCGUAAAUAAUUUUCAGAUCAAUUAAAACAUCCCUAUAUUCACCCAAAAACAUUUUUUAUUGAACAUUUUCACUAUUUCAUAUACAUACGGUACAAAAACGGCUGUGUGUUUCUUUUUCCUGGUACGGGCUCUCAAAAAAUAAACAUGACGCUUGCUCUGUCUUUUACUUUAAAUCAAAACAAUGAAUAAUCGUACAUAUUGUUGUACUCCAAUAAAAUGUUGUCCAUGUACAAUGGUUUGCUUUCUGCCAUCCGUUUUGACAAGUUCAAUUAAACCAAGUUUUACCAUGUCAACAGUACAGUAUUUGCAAAAUCAAAUCACACGAAGAUAACAACCACAACAAACAUUUCAACUUGUGUAGCGAUAUAACCCCCCACCCCCAUGAUGUGCAAUUCAAAUCAAGUCUGAUCUAAUUGGUCUGAUCUAAUAAAGUAUGAUCUAAUUG
Phycodurus eques (leafy seadragon) is the source of this 4176-nucleotide messenger RNA. It is a transcript of the gene epn3a, whose product is annotated as epsin 3a. Gene Ontology annotation, molecular function: clathrin binding; phospholipid binding. The transcript has 11 exons. Bases 473 to 2188 code for a protein of 571 amino acids. Gene Ontology annotation, biological process: endocytosis. Gene Ontology annotation, cellular component: plasma membrane; endosome; clathrin vesicle coat. Lineage: Eukaryota; Metazoa; Chordata; Actinopteri; Syngnathiformes; Syngnathidae. The record is from RefSeq and is a predicted model, not a curated record.